This is a messenger RNA of Sabethes cyaneus, 3139 nucleotides long. RefSeq names its product V-type proton ATPase 116 kDa subunit a 1 (gene Vha100-1). The transcript has 9 exons. The coding region runs from base 160 to 2775 and encodes 871 amino acids. Gene Ontology annotation, molecular function: ATPase binding; proton-transporting ATPase activity, rotational mechanism. Gene Ontology annotation, cellular component: vacuolar proton-transporting V-type ATPase complex; vacuolar proton-transporting V-type ATPase, V0 domain; plasma membrane. Lineage: Eukaryota; Metazoa; Arthropoda; Insecta; Diptera; Culicidae. The record is from RefSeq and is a predicted model, not a curated record. Gene Ontology annotation, biological process: vacuolar acidification; proton transmembrane transport.
ACAGUAGCUAAUCGACAUCUUGAGAUAUUAGUCAUUUCUUUUUGUGGGCCAUUAGUUUCGUGUUUGUUCAAAAAAGAAAUUUUCACUCAAGUGAAUAAAUAAUUUGUUUAAUAGCGCUCCUGCACGAACAGUCUAUAGGCGCCCAUCCCGGUUACCACCAUGGGUUCGCUAUUCCGCAGUGAAGAGAUGACCUUGUGUCAGCUCUUCCUCCAAAGUGAAGCUGCCUACGCUUGUGUGUCGGAGUUGGGAGAACUGGGACUGGUUCAAUUCCGUGAUCUCAACCCGGAUGUGAACGCCUUCCAGCGCAAGUUCGUGAAUGAAGUUCGCCGGUGCGAUGAGAUGGAACGCAAGCUGCGCUAUCUGGAGAAGGAAAUUAAAAAGGAUGGCAUUCCCAUGUUGGAUACCGGCGAGAGUCCGGAAGCUCCCCAGCCGAGGGAGAUGAUCGAUCUGGAAGCCACUUUUGAGAAGUUGGAAAAUGAGUUGCGUGAGGUCAACCAGAACGCUGAAGCUUUGAAACGCAACUUCCUGGAGUUGACUGAGCUAAAGCAUAUCUUACGCAAGACCCAAGUUUUCUUCGACGAGCAACAGGCAGCGCCCGCAAUCGGUGUACGUAAUAAGUCACGAAACCGCUAUCAACAGAUGGCGGAUUCGCACAGGGAAGAGGAACAGGUUAAUCUACUCGGUGAGGAGGGCAUUCGAGCUGGUGGUGCCGGGGCACAGGGACAAAACCUAAAACUAGGCUUCGUUGCUGGAGUAAUCCUGCGUGAGCGUUUACCAGCCUUCGAGCGGAUGUUAUGGCGCGCAUGCCGUGGUAACGUGUUUCUUCGCCAGGCUAUGAUAGAGUCACCGCUAGAGGAUCCAUCAAACGGUGAUAAGGUCUACAAAUCGGUGUUCAUAAUUUUUUUCCAAGGUGACCAGCUAAAGACACGCGUUAAGAAGAUUUGCGAAGGGUUCCGCGCCACGCUGUACCCCUGCCCAGAGGCUCCCACCGAUCGGCGUGAAAUGGCAAUGGGCGUUAUGACGCGUAUCGAGGAUUUAAACACUGUUUUGGGGCAAACCCAGGAUCAUCGCCAUCGUGUGCUGGUUGCGGCCGCCAAAAAUCUUAAAAACUGGUUCGUAAAGGUUCGCAAAAUUAAAGCCAUCUAUCAUACAUUGAAUUUGUUCAAUUUGGACGUCACGCAGAAGUGUUUGAUUGCGGAGUGCUGGGUUCCGUUGUUGGACAUGGAAACAAUACAGAUUGCUUUGCGUCGCGGAACGGAACGUUCUGGUUCGUCAGUUCCACCGAUUUUGAAUCGUAUGGAAACUUUUGAAGAUCCACCGACUUAUAAUCGAACAAAUAAAUUCACGAACGCCUUCCAGGCGUUAAUUAACGCCUAUGGUGUCGCCAGCUAUCGUGAAAUGAAUCCGGCUCCGUACACUAUCAUAACGUUCCCUUUUCUAUUUGCGGUGAUGUUUGGUGAUUUGGGACACGGUGCAAUUAUGGCUCUCUUCGGCUUAUGGAUGGUCCUGAAGGAAAAACCAUUGGCCGCUAAGAAAACCGACAAUGAAAUUUGGAAUAUUUUCUUCGGAGGACGUUACAUAAUAUUUCUGAUGGGUGUAUUUUCAAUGUACACUGGCUUUGUGUAUAAUGACAUCUUUUCGAAAUCAUUGAACGUUUUUGGAUCUUCCUGGAGCAUUAAUUAUAACACUUCUACUGUGAUGACUAACAAAGCGCUACAGUUGAAUCCGGGUAAGGACUACUCUGGAACACCUUACCCAAUCGGUGUGGAUCCUGUUUGGCAAGUUUCGGAUAACAAAAUUAUUUUCUUGAAUGCUUACAAGAUGAAAAUUUCCAUCAUCUUUGGCGUUAUCCAUAUGUUGUUUGGUGUAUUCGUCGGUCUGUUCAAUCAUCGUUAUUUCAAAAACAAGCUGGCCAUCUACUGUGAAUUCAUUCCACAAGUUAUCUUUCUGGUGUUCCUGUUCUUCUAUAUGACGCUGUUGAUGUUCAUCAAGUGGACAAAAUAUUCUGCUGAUAGUGCAACGGAUGAUUUAUCUCCCGGGUGCGCACCGUCUAUUCUGAUUACAUUCAUCAACAUGGUUCUCUUUAAACCUCCGCAAAAGGGUUAUUGUAACCCGUAUAUGUUUGGCGGCCAAGCAGGAUUGCAAAAGUUUUUGGUCGUUAUUGCAUUACUGUGUGUGCCAUGGAUGCUUUUGGCGAAACCGAUCAUGAUUAUGCGCAGUCGCAAGCAAGCAGCGCAUCAACCAAUUGCGCCAUACAGUAAUGAGAAUGGUGACGCCGAAGGUGGAUUGAAUCAGCACAAUGCGGUCCAGGGAGAUGGAACACAGCAAGCAGCAGGAGCUGCAGCAGGCGGUGGUGGUGGUGCUGGUCAUGGUCACGAAAAUGAAGAAAUGUCCGAAAUCUUCAUCCAUCAAGGUAUUCACACCAUCGAGUAUGUCCUGGGUUCAGUCUCUCACACCGCCUCGUACCUACGUUUGUGGGCCCUUUCGCUUGCCCAUGCUCAGCUGGCUGAAGUCUUAUGGAACAUGGUCUUAAAGAAUGGUCUGCAACAGGGCGGAUGGAUCGGUGGAAUUGCUCUCUGGAUGAUCUUUGCUGUUUGGGCUGUACUUACCGUUGGCAUUUUGGUACUUAUGGAAGGACUGUCUGCUUUCCUUCAUACUCUUCGUUUGCACUGGGUUGAAUUCCAAAGUAAAUUUUAUGCUGGUCUUGGAUAUGCAUUCCAACCAUUUUCAUUUGAGAUGAUUUUGGAAUCCAGUUCGAAUUCAACUGAAGAUUAAGAUGCUUUACCCAUUCUGAUUGUAAUUGAUGCAUGGAUUUAUCCAUCAACUUUAACUCGAAAUAUAUAUUGUAAUUGAAUAAUAGUAAUUAACACCUGAGUAUUCUGGUAUGAUGCAUACAUUUUGUCUAACAACAAUAUUACAUGUAAACUAACAUCGCGAAAUAUAUUCAGAUUAUAAAUAAUACAAGUUAUAAAACCACAAAUCAUACUAACCCGUCUAAAUGUAAUAGAACAAAGUUUGCAUAACUGGAAGUUGAAUAAUAGUAAAUAUUCAUGUGUACUCCGAAAUUUCAAUACAGAAUUGACAAUUACAUUUGAAUAUUUGAAUAAAAAUUACAUAGUUGUGUAGUAUAACUUAGAGG